Messenger RNA from Diorhabda sublineata, 4905 nucleotides. RefSeq names its product protein prickle-like. Gene Ontology annotation, molecular function: zinc ion binding. The transcript has 5 exons. The record is from RefSeq and is a predicted model, not a curated record. The coding region runs from base 2198 to 4750 and encodes 850 amino acids. NCBI's taxonomy places the organism in Eukaryota, Metazoa, Arthropoda, Insecta, Coleoptera, Chrysomelidae.
AAAGAUGAAACAUAGUGUGUAGUGUAAAGUGUGACGGGUGGCAAAUUGACCUGGGAAGUGACAUUAAGUAAUGAAAUCAAUUUUCGACAUGUAUUUUAUAUUCUCGCUUUUGGAAUAUUCAACGGUAAUACUCAUAGGACUUUUUCUGAAACUGGAAUGUUCACUUUGUUUAGUAGUUACUAACUUUAUCCAGAAGUAUAUUUAUUACCUCAUCUAUAAAUGUGAUUGUUCUGGGAUUGUGGUAAUGAAACAUCAAAGUGUACUUUUUAGACGUAUUCCAAGCUUUAGAAUAAUUAUUCAUCAUCAGGGACUGAAAUUAUGGUCGAAAUAUAAUAUAAAAAUAUAGGAUAUCCGGAUAUUGAAAGAUUGAAAAUUACAUUAAUAAAUAGAGAAUUGCGGUAUUACAAAUUUUCUCGGAAAUAUUAAAUUCAUUUGAUACAAAAACCAGCUUCAAAAUGAUAACAGUAUAUCCGGUAUUGUAUUUUCACAAUCUCAUUAGAAAUCAUGAUACUUUAAUACUAUAACUCAAAUGUUACAAAAUCAAUAAUUAUUCAUUUCGAUAAAAAGAAUCCCUUGUUUUUCUAGUUGAAUUUUCGGUUCCAGCCUUAACAAGUUUCCCCACUUCAUUUCUUUUUUUCCUACUUUUGUUAAUUGUAUGUCAUUUCUAAACACAACCACAUUGUGAUGUCUUACAAAUUCCUUCGAGCAUUUUUUCCAAGUUGUCUUUUAAUUUUAGCACGAAAGUUUUUGAGCAUUAAAUUUGGAUUACCUAUAUUUCGGUUACGAUUCGUCCUCCUUGUGAUAUCUUGACUAAUUUUGAAUUCUAUAAUUUCAAUAACUUUCUAAGGUGUACAUAAUACAUUUAUAUGUGAUUUUGGUUUCAUAUUAUUGCUUGUUUAUCAAACUUUAAUUGUGAUAUUUAAAUUCUAUUAUAACGGAAUCUCAGUACAUUUCAUUUUAAAAACAGAAAAAAUAUCCAAUGAAAGAAAUUGACGUCCUUCAAUAUCCAUCAUUUGACUUAAGUAAUAUAUAAAAUAUAAAGUUAGUUUAAUGUAACUAAUGUACUAGUCUUUGCAAAUUUGGUUUUCUUAUAUAUUGAACAAAAAUAAUCAAAGAGUGUUUGAUCAUUCGAACAUACUUAUUUAUUUUCUUAAUUAAUUAACUUGAUACAAUAAAUUGAAUGAUGUGAACUAGUUUAUAACAUAAUAUAAUGAAACUUGACAUAAACGAUGCUUUGAAUAUUCCAUAUAUCACCUACCUCUAACAAACAAUGUCAUGUCACCAUCAACGGUGUUAUCAUUUUAUUUUCACGUCAUUGAAAUUUUAUCUGACUUUCAUAACAUUAGUUUUGUUCACAUGUAUAUUAGUCUUGUUAUAUUUCAUUUUGGUUUUUUUGUUUCCAUUAUCAUAUUUCCCAGUAUCAUAUGAAAUAUCCUGAUUUAUUGUGAUAAAAUCAUAAAUAUCACAUAAUAUGAAAUUAAAUAAAUAGAAAGUAUUCAAAUAUGUUGUUCUAGAAAAACUGAUAUCUUUUAGAGAAUAUCUAACUUAUCACUUGUCGAUGUGUUCGAAAAAUAUUUUUUUUUAAAUUCAGUAGAAUCCAAAGGUUGCUAUAAUCCAGCUUCCUAAAUCCGGCUAUUGUUUAUUUUUUCCAAUUUGUAUUGACUGUUUAUUCAUAACUAAAUUAGAAUUUCUGAAACCGUUGGUGAUAUUCAUACUGAACACACAUUCAUAUUUCAAAAUAAUGUUCCUCUAUUAUUUGGCCACUUUCGAUUGUUAUAUAUGAUUAUAAUUACAAUUUCCACUGAAGUAAAUUUCUCUCCAAUACAGAAAUAACAAAACUAUUAAUCUGAGGUAUUCGAAAAAUAAUUAUUGUGUAAUAAUGACAUUUUUUUUUGGUGUUGGUUGGUUUUUUUAGUUUGAAAUUUAGGACAUAGUCAACUCAUACAUAUUUGUAGUUUAAAACAUGCACUUACCAUUAAAAAAUGAAUUUUUAGAGACUAAUUUGAAAGCUAUGCUGUUUCGAUAUGUGGUCUUGAAAAUUAUUCUACUAAUUAAUAUAUAACAAAAUUACAAUUUUUCAGAUUUAUUAAACCCAGAAAACUGGUUUGUAAAAUCUAAUAUAUUUUUGAUGAAACUAGUUGGCUUAGUGAAAUUAUUUUAAAAACAUAUAAAACUCUUGCUCCAGUUAGACAUCCAAAUGUCGAACACCGCUUUGAAACGGGAAAAUACCAGUGCUUCGGCAAAUGUGUUGAUGUGCCGUCAAUGGUGGAAAGUGUGUUGGAUGUACGGUGAUCAAGAAAAAUAUUAUCGACAACUGUACGGUAAAAAAUCGGAAAAUAACGAAAAAAGUUCGAGUCAAGGAUUACAAUACUUUCAAAAUUUUUACGAAAAUGCGUUAGCAGAUGAAAAAAAUGAGACUCGAGUGUGUGAAAGUUUUAGUGUUGAUGAAAUAAGGACGCCGUCACCUAAUAAAGAUGAGAACAGUUCACCAGGAAGCUUGGAAUUAGAUGAAUCAGUUUGCCGAAAUUACCAAUAUAGCAACUCCAUGUCAAAUAACAACGACGGGGGCAUUGGUCCCAUAUCUCCACCAGUGUUACUGUCACCUAGCGGAAAGUUACCUUCUCCGGGGGGAAAACUUCCUUCUUUGGAUCCUACUGAUAGAUUUUUAGGAAAAGGCUCACCGUUUUCGCCAUCUAAUGGAGAUCCCCAAAGACAUUCGCAAAGCGAUGAUGACAGUGGGUGCGCGUUAGAAGAGUAUACGUGGGUACCUCCAGGACUCAGGCCCGAUCAAGUUCACUUAUACUUCAGCGCACUUCCCGAAGACAAAGUGCCGUACGUGAACUCGGUAGGAGAGCGAUACCGAGUGCGACAAUUACUUCAACAAUUACCUCCCCAUGACAACGAAGUACGUUACUGCCAUGCUUUAUCAGAUGAAGAGAGGAAAGAGCUCAGACUUUUUUCAGCUCAAAGGAAAAGGGAAGCAUUGGGCAGAGGAGCAGUUAGACAAAUACCUGGAAGUAUGCAAUGUGAUGGGUGUGAGGAAUCCCUCUCCGCAGGUGACAUCGGAGUAUUUGCUAGUCGAGCCGGCCCUAACACCUGCUGGCAUCCCGCAUGUUUCUGCUGCACUGUUUGUAGAGAGCUACUCGUCGACCUCAUCUAUUUCUAUAGGGAGGGUCGAUUGUAUUGCGGCCGUCACCACGCCGAAACUAUCAAGCCAAGAUGUUCCGCUUGCGAUGAGAUAAUUCUCGCUGACGAAUGCACAGAGGCGGAAGGUCGAGCUUGGCAUAUGAAACAUUUUUCUUGCUCCGAAUGCGAGCGACAACUGGGAGGUCAGAGAUACAUCAUGAGAGAUGGAAGACCUUACUGUUUGCAUUGCUUUGAUGCAAUGUUUGCUGAAUACUGCGACUCAUGUGGGGAACCGAUAGGCGUAGAUCAAGGUCAAAUGUCACAUGAAGGUCAACAUUGGCAUGCAACUGAAAGCUGUUUUUGUUGUCACACCUGCCAUACGUCUCUGCUAGGGAGACCUUUUCUUCCCAGAAGAGGAGCUAUUUACUGUUCCAUAGCUUGUAGUAAAGGAGAACCUCCUACGCCAAGUGAUUCUUCUGGUCCAAAUACUAGGAUACCACGUCAUCCCAUCAAAAAUAGACCUCAAAGACCUUCAUCUCCCAACGAAAGUAGUACACCUCCAUUAUCACCUUCGACAAGAAGGCAUUUGCCUCCCCGAUCUCCUACUGCUUCCUCUCCUUCCUCUCCUCCAGGUCAAUAUGUUAAUAGAUCUCCUACUAUUACCAGGUCCCCAAAAAUGGGUCGAAGAGCAUUACAAAGAUCACCAAAACCUAUUUCAAUACCUAGCACUCCUACACUAUCAGAUACUGGGACCAAUAUCUCACAAAAUGAAAAUAUAAAUGAAGAAACAACACCCAAAGGGUUACCAACUUCCUCCCCCAGCUGUCGAGGCUUAGAUAGAGUAUUAUUAGAAAGAAAUUUGGAAAGGCUACUAACUGAAAGGGGUAACCAGGGACAUUCUUCAGAUUUAGAAAAAUUAUUAUUAGCAAGGGAUCGAAGUAGAGAACCUUUACAUUUGGCUGAUUUAAGUAUAGAUGAAUGGAGUACUCGAUCUGUUUCUGAUAACAAGAAGGAAGAAUCUGAUAAACAAAGUAGUAACGCGGGAGAAAAAGAUUCUAGUGCUGGUAAUAUUGAUCAGGCUCCACAACAUGCGUCUUCCAUGCCCGAACUUGCCAUACCAGGAGGUUCAAGCGAUACAGGUAAUUCAACAACCCCAGGGUCACCUAGUAAAAAAGGGAAAGGUCCACUUAGUGUUAGGUUUCAAGGAGAUAAUGAGGGAUUUGAAGGAGACGAAUAUGAUAAAGCAAGUUUAGAAGCUUCUAGAAAGUUUCCUAGAAGCAAAAGUUAUUCUGGUAGACCAAAACAUGCAAGCGAUAGUCUUCCAAGAAAAGGUAAAUCAAGAAAAGAACAUUGUUCAAUUCCUCAACGUGAUAGAGCAAGCUCAAGAUCCAAGGAAAGAGAAGAUGAUACUGAAAGUUACUGUUCAACUUGUUCUUCAAGUUCUUCUAGUGACGACCUUGAUUAUCAAUUGCCACCAAGAAGAGCCUAUGGUGGUGUUAGAAUAUCUUAUGUUCCUAACGACACUCUUGCCAUAGCUAGACGGAGACAAGCCACUAUUCAAAAAUCUCCUAGUAAAAAGGGAAUGACAAUUGAUGAUAAAGAUAAAAACUGUGUUAUAUCGUGAUUCUUGACCAUGGAAUAUAGUUUAUCCUCUUUUAUGAAAUUGGGAAGAUGACAAAAUUAAUUACUUUCCUAUUUAUUUUUACUUGUACAAAUAAUAUUAGGAUUAUAAACUACAGGUUCUCAUGUUUUUAAAAACAAAGUAAGCAGCUUUAUAAA